AUGGGGGACAUCCUGAACAGAAGGGGUUUCCCGAGGUGGCACAGGACCCAGUCUGGACCAUCUGGGAAGUGUGAAGUGAGACCAGAAGGCGCCACCAACAUGGACACUCUUACCCACAGAAAAGAUGUGGAAGACGACAAGAACACAGCAUUCUCCUGGGAGGUGAGUGCCAACAACCACACCUUCCACACGAAGUUCAAGGAGAAGGGCUUCCUGUGCUGGCGGAGGAAGAAGUUCAAGGAGAAGGGCUUCCUGUGCUGGCGGAGGAAGAAGUACAAGAACAAUGCCAUCUGCACAGCCAAGUACAACUUCUUCUCCUUCCUGCCAUUGAACCUCUAUGAGCAAUUUCACCGCGUGUCCAACCUCUACUUCCUUCUCAUCACUAUCCUCCAGGCCAUCCCUGAGAUCUCCACGCUACCCUGGUUCACCCUCCUCGCCCCACUGCUCUGCCUAAUCACCAUCCGGGCCACUCGAGACCUGGUGGACGAUAUUGGGCGGCACAGGAGUGACCAGGCCAUCAACAACAGGUCCUGCCAGAUCCUGAGGGGGAAGAGCUUCACGUGGAAGAAAUGGAAGAAUCUGUGUGUGGGAGACGUGGUGUGUCUCAGAAAGGACAGCAUUGUACCGGCCGACCUGCUCUUGCUGGCCAGCACAGAGCCCAGCAGCUUGUGCUAUGUGGAGACUGCUGACAUAGAUGGGGAGACCAACUUGAAGUUCAGACAGGCUCUGACAGUCACCCACCAUGAACUGACCAGUCCAAGGAAGAUGGCGCACUUCCAGGGCACAGUAAUAUGUGAGGAGCCCAACAGCCAAAUGCACCACUUUGUGGGGAGCCUGGAGUGGAACAGCAGAAAAUAUUCCCUGGGCAUUGGUAACCUGCUCUUGCGUGGCUGCAGGAUCCACAACGUGGAUACCUGCUACGGCCUCGUCAUCUACACUGGUGCUGACACAAAGAUCAUGAAGAACUGUGGCAAGAUCCAUUUGAAGAGGACCAAGCUUGACCUCCUCAUGAACAAACUGGUGGUCUUGAUCUUCCUGUCCCUGGUGGUCAUAUCCUUGGCCUUGACCCUGGGCUUCAGUUUCAUGAUCAAAGACUUCAAAUUGAAGCAUUAUUAUGUGUCUGCCAUGCACACGAAGACUGUGGUCAUGGAGUCCUUCUUCAUCUUCUGGAGCUUCCUCAUCCUUCUCAGUGCCGUGGUACCCAUGACCCUGUUCAUCAUAGCUGAAUUCCUCUACCUGGGGAACAGUCUUUUUGUCAACUGGGACAUGCAGAUGUUCUUCAAGCCUCAGACCACACCUGCCAAGGCCCGAAGCACCAGCCUCAGUGACCAGCUGGGCCAGGUGCAGUACAUCUUCUCAGACAAGAUGGGCACGCUCACACAGAACAUGAUGACCUUCAACAAGUGUUGUAUCAACGGCCACGUCUACGGUCCAGAUGACGAGGAUGGGACCCACCAUCAUGAGAAGCCCUACAUGUGGAAUGAAUUUGCAGAUGGGAAACUCCUUUACUACAACAAGCAGCUUUUGCACCUCGUGCAGCACAGGCAGGACAGGGUGGUGCAAGAGUUCUGGCGACUUCUUGCCAUCUGCCACACAGUCAUGGUCCAGGAGAAAGACAACCAGCUGUCGUACCAGGCGGCUUCCCCAGAUGAGGAGGCUGUAGUCACCGCAGCCAGGAACUUGGGCUACGUGUUCAGGUUACGCACCCAGGACACCAUCACCGUGGUGGAGCUGGGGGAGGUCUACCAGGUCCUGGCCAUGAUGGACUUCAACAGCGCUCGCAAGCGGAUGUCUGUGCUGGUUCGAAAUCUGGAAGGCUCCAUCUGCCUCUACACCAAGGGUGCGGACACAGUCAUCUUGGAGCGCUUGCGUGAGAGGGGUGAAACGGAGGUGACCACAGAGGAAGCCUUGGUUGCCUUUGCAGAGCAGACCUUGCGAACCUGCCUGGCCUACAAAGAGGUGGCUGAGGACGCCUAUGAGGAGUGGGAGUCCCAACAUCACGAGGCCUGUCUCCUGCUACAGAAUCGGGCACAGGCCCUGCAACAGGUGUACAACAAGAUGGAGCAAAACCUUGAGCUACUGGGAGCCACAGCCAUUGAGGACAAACUCCAGGAUGGUGUUCCAGAUACUAUCAAGAGACUCAAGAAAGCAAACAUGAAGGUAUGGGUGCUCACAGGGGACAAGCAAGAGACUGCAGUGAACAUUGGCUUUGCCUGCCAGCUACUGACAGAGAACAUGUUCAUUCUGGAGGAGAAGGAGAUCAACCACAUCUUGGAUACAUACUGGGAGAGCAACAACAACCUGCAGGGCCCGGAGAACAAGCUGAGGUUUCUGCCAUGGGUCAACAUGGCCAUGGUCAUUGACGGAGACUUCCUGGACCAGCUGCAACUGUCUUUGCACAAGGAGCCCCUGGCCCUGACCCAAUACAUGGUGGUAGAUGGGGUUUGUCAGGAGCCAGGCCAGAUGAGGAAAGACUUCCACCCAGCCAGGCAAAUCUCCCAGAUGUGGCAGAAUUUAAGGGCCCCGCUGGCCCCAGCACAGUCCAGGACCUCAAAGAAACACAAGAACCCAGAGGUGCAGCGGGAGCAGGCCUUCGUGGACCUGGCCUGCAGGUGCCAGGCAGUCAUCUGCUGCCGGGUGAUGCCCAAGCAGAAGGCCUUGGUUGUGUCACUAGUCAAGAAAUACCAGCAAGUGGUGACCCUGGCCAUUGGGGAUGGGGCCAAUGACAUCAAUAUGAUCAAGACUGCAGACAUCGGUGUGGGGCUGUCGGGUCAGGAGGGCAUGCAGGCAGUGCAGAAUAGUGACUACAUGUUGGCCCAGUUCUGUUUCCUACAGCGGCUGCUGCUGGUUCAUGGACGCUGGUCCUACAUGCGGGUCUGCAAGUUCUUGCGCUUCUUCUUUUACAAGACAGUGGCCUGCAUCAUGGGCCAGAUCUGGUUCUCCUUCUACAGUGGCUUCACUGCCCAGCCCCUGUAUGAAGGCUGGUUCCUGGCCCUCUUCAACCUGAUGUAUACCAUCCUCCCGGUCCUCUACAUUGGGCUCUUUGAGCAGGAUGUGAGUGCCGAGCAGAGCCUGGAGAUGCCAGAGCUGUACAUGGCGGGCCAAAAAGAUGAGCUCUUCAACUACUGGGUUUUCUUGCAAGCCAUUGCCCAUGAUAUCACUUCUCUGGUCAACUUCUUUAUGACAUUGUAGAUCAGCCAAGACACAGCAGGGCCCGCCAGCCUUAGUGACUACCAGUCCUUCACAGUUGUUGUGGCCCUAUCAGGCUUGCUGUCUGUUAUCAUGGAGGUUGUCCUGGUCAUCAAAUACUGGACUGUCCUGUGCACGGUGGCUGUUCUGCUCAGCCUUGGCUCCUAUGCAGUCACGACAUGUCUCACCCAGAGCUUAGGGCUCUACAGGAUCUCCCCACCAACGUUCCCAUUUCUCUAUGCUGACUACAACGUGCUUAUGCAACCCUCCAGCCUACUGGUGAUCCUGCUGAAUGUGUCCGUGAACACGCUGCCUGUCCUGGCUUUUCCUGUCAUCCACCGUCUCCUCAGGCAGCUGUACCCCAAGGGUGAGGAGGAGGCCCCAAGUGAGGAAGUCUUCACCAUGGAGCACAUUCCUUCUUUACACCGGAAGUCCCCUGCCCGGCGCUCCAGCUAUGCCUUCUCUCACCAAGAGGGCUAUGCACACCUCAUCACUCAGGGCACGAUCCUACGGAGGUCUCCCAAGGUCAACAACCUGCAGACUGGGGUCCUCUGUCCUGCGGGGUGCGAGACAUCCCUCUUGGCCACCCCAGCUCUGCUGAAUGGGCCCUGUCCUGGGAAGUGA
Molecule: messenger RNA, 3813 nt
Organism: Castor canadensis (American beaver)
Lineage: Eukaryota; Metazoa; Chordata; Mammalia; Rodentia; Castoridae
Source: RefSeq, a predicted model, not a curated record